AUGGAAUUUACACUGUUAUUCUCUCUUUUCUUUUUCACUUUAAAAGUACAAAAAGAUAGUAGUACUACUAUUGAAGAAGAUCGGAGUCAUGAUGUUGAUUCAUUGAAACAAAAACAGCAACAACAACAAGAUAAUCAACAUCAAUCUCAGACAUUGCAACAACAACAACAAAUAUUGCAACAAACAAAUAUACAAUUGAUUAAACAACAACAACAACAACAACAAACUAUAGCAACAGCAAUAGGAAAUGAUUCAAAGAAUAGAAUGGUGACAUCGUCAAUGUUUGAAGUUGAUCCAACGAUUAUACAAUUCAUACAGACAUCAAUUCAGCUAAUCUAUAAGAAUAGAUCUUCUUUCAAUGGAAAUCGUACAACCGAUUGCAAUGACAGUAAUAGUAGUAGUAAUAAUAAUAAUAAUAAUAUAACGUUAUCACAGUUGUUCAAUAAUGAUGUAGGAUUACCAAUCUCCAAGAAUAUCACACUCUCUGAUUUCCAAGUGAACCAAACUGAUAAAGAUAUAAACUUGGAACUCAAUGAAAUCAAUGAGAUCAAUCGUGAUUUAUUUCUCUGGUGUGAUCACUUGGAUUCCGCACCUUUGAAACUCGAUAUCUUUGAAUGCAGAAACGGCAACAACAGUAACUCCGAUGCCAAACAUAUACUACUGGAGAGAUGGAUAUUCAAUUUCAAACCGAAAAAAUUGGAUCCGAUGGAAGUAAAUGAACUGACAAUAUCUGAUGAAUUAAGUUCUUUAAUGCUACCAAGUAGCACUUCAAUACAAGAUAUAACAGAGAAUAAUCAAUUACAACAACAACAACAACAACAAUCAAGUAUAUCAUCAUUGAUAUCUCAUGAACCUUUGUUACAAUGUUUAUAUUUAAUACUACCAUCAAUGCCACUGUAUAAUCACUUGAAUAAUAUUUACAAAUCACCAACAUCCACACAACAACCUAAAGUAAAGUAUGGAGUUUCUAAACAGAUUCCACCACCUACAAAUUUUGAACCCACAGAAUAUCAACAUUUAAUUAAAUUAAACUUUCCAAUUUUCGAUACACCUAAAGGAACACUUUCACUCUCUGUACAUUUCUCUGGUAGAGUUGACUCAUUUAAUUUUGAUUCAAAUCUAUCAUCUUUAAUUAUAUAUCCAUCUAGGUCUUAUUCUAAUUUAACUUGUCACAGUUCUUCCCUUUCCGAAUCAAAUCUUAAUCAAAUACGAAAGUCAUCAAAUGAAGAAUAUAAUAUAUCUAAACUAUUACAACAGCAACAACAAAAGAAUAACAAUAAUAAUAACAAUCAAUCUUUAGUAAAUAAUAAUAAUAAUAGUAAUAGUAAUAGUAAAGCAAAUGGAAUAUCAACUAUCAAUCCAGUUACACCAUCAACAUCAUCACAAUCUACUUCACCAAGUUCAGCGCCAAUCUCCAUUCCUUCAAGAACAACACCAACUCUCUCGUCGAGUAGUAGUAGUAGUAGUUCCACAAAUACUACUCCACAAAAACAGCAACAACCGUCACUACAUCAUAACUCUUUUAAUCAAUCCGUUACACCUGGUAAAUCACCGUUUUCACUCUCUUUUGAAUCACCGUCCACGCCUACACUGUCACCCUAUCAUCGUUUCAGUCCAUUCUCACCAAACAGUCCCAAUAGUUUUUUAGGUCGCUCUGGCAGCACCAGUCUAGUCUCACCGCCAUCCUCUCCCAUAAGAGUUGGACAUCGUCCACUGUUUGUCGAUGGCACUCUUCUUGGCAGUAACCAUCACCCUGGUGCUUUCCAUCAGAAUGAAAUGCAUCCAAACAGUUUCAACAACAAUAAUAUCGCUAAUGGCGGUCUAUCAUUUGGAUCGUUCCAAGAAUCGAUUCUCAUUGGCAACAUGUCGAAUACACCUUCGACUGUAUUCGAUGGAUAUCUCGCCAACCUAGGUGUAAGUGGAAAAGACUACCUCCCGCCACACAAAAAGAUAUCGUUCUCCGCUGUCUACUACCACAUUGACCACGAUGCACCCUACGCCGCAUCAAUAGAGCUCAGUUCCAAGGGUUACAGAGUACCUCAGAAAGGCUUGAUCCAACUGACACUCUUCAACCCAAAUAACACCUCGAUCAAGACAUUCCUCGUUAAUUUCGAUCUCACCAACAUGCCAGCCGAAACAAAAACAUUCAUCAGACAAAGAAUCAUAUCAAUACCAAAUUCACCAAAUAACAAUAACAGCAACAAUAAUAACGAUAAGAUAAAAAAUAAUAAUAAUGAAGUAUUGAAAUACGCUAUUCAUCUUCGAUUUAUCAGUCCUAAAAAGAAAAAGUAUUACCUGUAUCGAAAUAUCCGUGUUGUCUUUCCCAAUCGAAUGCCAGAUGAAAUGGAACAACUAAAAGUAAUCUAUGAAUAUCCACCUUCACCUGAUACGAUGUUAAGUGUAUUCAAGAAAACAAACUACUUGACUGGAAGCGGUAAGAAUAUGUUGAAGUCAUACUUCCAUAGUUCUGCCGCUUCGUUCGGUGUGCAAUCACGUACCGGUGUCGAAACAGGUCCAUCACAAGGACAGUUCUCACGUGCCUAUCCGGUGAUCGAUCACACCUACGACGCACUCGUCAUUGGUGCCGGUGGUGCUGGUUUGCGUGCUGCCCUCGGUCUCACUGAGAAAGGUUUAAAGACCGCUUGUAUCUCAAAGUUAUUCCCAACUCGUUCACACACUGUCGCUGCACAAGGAGGUAUUAAUGCAGCACUUGGAAAUGCAGAUGUUGACGAUUGGAGAUGGCAUGCUUAUGAUACUGUUAAGGGUAGCGAUUGGCUCGGUGACCAAGAUGCCAUUCACUAUAUGUGUCGUGAAGCCGUACCAACAGUUUUGGAGUUGGAGCAAUAUGGUGUUCCAUUCUCACGUAUGGACGAUGGACGUAUCUAUCAACGUGCUUUCGGUGGUCAAUCAAAGAACUACGGUAAGGGUGGACAGGCCACACGUUGUUGUGCCGCUGCCGAUCGUACCGGUCACGCUUUGUUGCAUACACUGUACGGACAAUCGUUGAAGCACGACACCAAGUUCUUUAUCGAGUAUUUCGUCACUGAUUUGAUUAUGGAGGAUGGCGAGUGUCGUGGUGUCAUCGCCUACUGCAUGGAGGACGGAACCAUCCACAGAUUCCGUUCGCACGCAACCGUGUUGGCAACCGGUGGUUACGGUCGUGCCUACUUCUCGGCAACUUCCGCUCACACCUGCACCGGUGACGGUAACGCCAUGGUGAUCCGUGCCGGUUUGCCAUGUCAGGAUUUGGAGUUUGUUCAGUUCCAUCCAACCGGUAUCUACGGAUCCGGUUGUCUCAUUACUGAGGGUGCUCGUGGUGAGGGUGGAUAUUUGUUGAACUCUGAGGGUGAGCGUUUCAUGCCGAGAUAUGCUCCAUCCGUAGCGGACUUGGCGUCGCGUGACGUCGUGUCGCGUUCCAUCACCAUGGAGGUGCGUGAGGGUCGUGGUGUCGGUCCGGAGAAGGAUCACGCCUUGCUCAACUUGACCCAUUUGUCGCCAGAGAUCAUUGAAGAGCGUCUUCCAGGUAUCAGAGAGACCGCCAUGAUUUUCGCCGGUGUCGACAUCACCAAGGAGCCAAUCCCAAUCAUUCCAACCGUUCACUACAAUAUGGGUGGUAUUCCAACCAACUACAAGGGAGAGGUCGUCACCAAGAGUGCCGACGGCAAAGACCAUAUCGUGAAGGGUCUCUAUGCCGCCGGUGAAGCCGCCUGUGUAUCGGUGCACGGUGCCAACCGUCUCGGUGCCAACUCACUGCUGGACAUCGUCGUCUUUGGUCGUGCCUGCGCCAACACCAUCGCCGACACCCUGCCAAAGAACACUCCACACAAACCAUUGCCAAAGAAUGCCGGUGAGGAAUCGAUUGCCAACUUGGACAAGGUUCGUUUCGCCGACGGUUCACGUAGCACCGCCGAGUUGCGUUUGGAGAUGCAAAAGAUCAUGCAACGUAAUGCCGCCGUCUUCCGUGACGGUGACGUCUUGAAGGAGGGUGUCCAAAAGAUCGACCAAUUCGCCAAGUCACUCAAGAACGAUCUCAAGACCACCGAUCGUAACAUGAUCUGGAAUUCCGACUUGGUCGAGUCGUUGGAGCUUCAAAACCUCAUGACCCAAGCCGUUUUAACUAUGCACUCUGCUGAGGCCCGUAAAGAAUCUCGUGGUGCUCACGCCCGUGAAGAUUACAAAGAGAGAGACGAUAAGAACUGGAUGAAACACACUCUUUCCUAUUUGGACGUCGAUUCUGGAAAGGUUACUUUGGAUUACAGACCAGUCAUCAUGGAGACUUUGGAUGAGAAGGAAUUCCCAACCGUUCAAACCGCUAAAAGAGUUUACUAA
Heterostelium album PN500 is the source of this 4329-nucleotide messenger RNA. It is a transcript of the gene sdhA, whose product is annotated as succinate dehydrogenase. Bases 1 to 4329 code for a protein of 1442 amino acids. Gene Ontology annotation, molecular function: succinate dehydrogenase (quinone) activity; flavin adenine dinucleotide binding; electron transfer activity. The transcript is spliced from 10 exons. NCBI's taxonomy places the organism in Eukaryota, Evosea, Eumycetozoa, Acytosteliales, Acytosteliaceae. Gene Ontology annotation, biological process: tricarboxylic acid cycle; mitochondrial electron transport, succinate to ubiquinone. The record is from RefSeq and is a predicted model, not a curated record.